UCCGACACGCACGAUGAUUUCAAACCCAAGGUUGCCGAUGCCUCGAACGAGGACGUCGAACGCGCGAUCGAAAGCGACGUGCAAACGAACGCGGUGCUGAUUUACAUGAAGGGGUCGCCGAGCGCGCCGCAGUGCGGGUUCUCGAACAUGGCGUGCCGCAUCCUCGAUCAUCACGGCGUGGAGUACGCGUCGAGAAACGUGCUCGCGAGCGAGGAAUUGAGAAAUGGUAUCAAGGCGUACUCGGCGUGGCCGACGAUCCCGCAAUUGUACGUCAAGGGAGAAUUCGUCGGGGGCUCGGACAUCAUGAUGUCGAUGCACCAGAGCGGCGAGCUCGCGGAGUUGUUCAAGGACGUCGCCAAGCGCGCGGAUUGA
Messenger RNA from Ostreococcus lucimarinus CCE9901, 372 nucleotides. RefSeq lists its product with no specific name. The annotation marks the transcript as partial. Gene Ontology annotation, molecular function: disulfide oxidoreductase activity. NCBI's taxonomy places the organism in Eukaryota, Viridiplantae, Chlorophyta, Mamiellophyceae, Mamiellales, Bathycoccaceae. The transcript has a single exon. The record is from RefSeq and is a predicted model, not a curated record.